Messenger RNA from Phymastichus coffea, 814 nucleotides. RefSeq names its product paired box protein Pax-6-like. Gene Ontology annotation, molecular function: DNA-binding transcription factor activity, RNA polymerase II-specific; RNA polymerase II transcription regulatory region sequence-specific DNA binding. The coding region runs from base 1 to 735 and encodes 244 amino acids. Lineage: Eukaryota; Metazoa; Arthropoda; Insecta; Hymenoptera; Eulophidae. The transcript is spliced from 3 exons. The record is from RefSeq and is a predicted model, not a curated record. Gene Ontology annotation, biological process: regulation of transcription by RNA polymerase II.
AUGGAUCUGAAAGGGAAUGGCAGUAACCACAAUGAAGCAACAGAACAGUUAUUUUUGGUUGAUGUUCCAAGGGAUCCAUUAGUAUCUACCGGCACCAUAGUCAGUAGCAAUAUAACUAAUGAUGACGUAAACUCUGCAGAAAACGUACAUCCUGACUCUCUCGUAAGCUUAAUGGAAGUACAAUCUUCCUCGAUUUGCUUCCCUACUAAAUUUCCAUAUAAUUUUUCAUCUGGAAGCCCAGCUGAAGCAGAACCAGCUUUGAUUCAUGCAUCUACAAAAAGAAAACAACGGCGAUAUAGAACGACCUUCACAAAUUUUCAAUUAGAAGAAUUGGAGAGGGCCUUUCAAAAAACUCAUUAUCCUGAUGUAUUUUUUAGAGAAGAAUUAGCAUUAAGAGUACAAUUGACUGAGGCAAGAGUGCAGGUAUGGUUCCAAAACAGACGAGCCAAGUGGCGCAAACAGGAAAAGCAGUGUAAAAGUAAUCCUCAUCUUGCAGUAGAUUGUCAAACUAUGCAACAGCAGCAACAUCAACAUUCUCAGACAGACCAUCUGCUAUUAGAAUCAUCACUUGCAAGUCCGUCAUCUGUAUAUCUUGGCAUGGAAUGGACAGGCUUCUCACCAUUUAGUAGUGGAACGUCUUCUCUCGUAAUCAGCGGUGUAAAUAAAUUAUCGGAAAAUGAUGACAAUACUUUAUUAGAUCCAGAUUUAUUACAGCUGAAAACAUCGCGAUCUUAGUGUGAUCAUUGCAUUUCACUUUUGCAUUGCUAUAAAUUACAAUAUUAUUUUAUUAGGUUAACCAUCGUUAUAAUACUAA